Thermothielavioides terrestris NRRL 8126 is the source of this 1481-nucleotide messenger RNA. RefSeq lists its product as uncharacterized. Gene Ontology annotation, biological process: response to oxidative stress. Gene Ontology annotation, cellular component: cytoplasm. NCBI's taxonomy places the organism in Eukaryota, Fungi, Ascomycota, Sordariomycetes, Sordariales, Chaetomiaceae. The coding region runs from base 244 to 1389 and encodes 381 amino acids. The transcript is spliced from 4 exons. The record is from RefSeq and is a predicted model, not a curated record.
CAGCGACCGGCAGUGACGUCCGAUCUGCAGUGCCACUUUCAGGGGUGUUCAGUGCCUGAACGUUAGCGUCGAACUCCUCCCUUUUUGGGUCUUUUUACUGGAGGGGUUCCUCGGCGGCGGUGAAAGUCUCAAGAACAACCAUCUUCGCACUCGUUGUGGAACUGUGACCGUUCUCGACAUCUCCUCCCCCUCCCCCGCUGUUGACGAACUUCUUGAAUUCGAAAUUUCAGGACCCGCAUCAUCAUGUUCAAAUGGGCGCAGCAGCAGCUGGCCUACGUGGCCGGCACGCAAGAGCCCAUCUAUGGCCCGUCCGCCAUUAAGUCGGUCGCCGAGGAGGCUGAGACGACCGCAUACACUGAGCUCACAAGGGACGACCUAAAAUGGCAGGCGAUGGAGUCGACAUGUGUCGAGACGCAAACCUUCUACUUCAUGUCGGAGGGCGGGCAGCUCGCCUUUGUCCAGGUCAUCUAUAGCAACGUGGCCGGCAUCCGCACGACCUGCCAGUUCAACUGCAAGAUCUUCAGCCUCGACCGCUCGAAGCCCCACCUGUGGUCCUCGACACCGUUGCAGAAUCAUGAGUUCAGCGAGGAUAUGACGAGCUUCUAUGCCGAUGACUGCGCCGUGGAGCUCUCUGAGGAUGGGACGACCUACACGAUCAAGUCGAUGGCCGAUGAGAAGGCGAUCGUUAACCUUACCGUCAAACGGACCGCGCCCGGUUUCAAGGCUGGCAAGACCGGCACGACGUUGUUUGGCACUGACCUGGCCAACCCCUGGGGCUCAAUGCGCCACGUCUUCUGGCCGCGAUGUGUUGGGGAGGGAACGGUUUCCACCCAGGAGGGCCCUAUCGACUUCCAAGGGAGGGCGUUCUUUUCCCAUGCGCUGCAAGGAAUGAAACCGCAUCAUGCCGCAGCGAAGUGGAACUUUUGCGAUUUCCAAGGCCCCACAUACUCGGCCAUUCUGAUGGAGUUCACCACGCCGCCCUCGUACGGUUCAACCGUGGUGACCGUAGGGGUUAUCGCCAAGGACGGAGAGAUUGUGGUGGGUGGCUGCGAGAGCGCCGUCACACAUCUCGAAACCAAGAGCGACAGUGAGAACGACUGGCCGGAGCCGACGACCAUCAGGUACACAUGGGCUGGGACGUCCAAGGACGGCAAGGCUGUGGAGGCUGUCAUCGAGGGUGCCCUGGAGGAGAGACUGGACAGGAUAGACGUCAUGGCCGAGGUUCCAGGCUUUGUCAAGAAGAUCGUAGCAGGCGCCGCGGGCACGAAGCCGUAUAUCUACCAGUAUUCACCGCAAAAGACGAAGCUGGCACUGAAGCUCAAGCUCGGCGACGAGGAGGUGACCGAGGAGGGCUUCGUCUUCAGCGAGGCCACUUUCAUCUCAGAAUAAUCGGCUGCCCUCGGUGUAGUUGGGCUUCAGUUACUCUGACCAGAUAGCGAGCGGAUAUCAGGAUCUGCGUUGGAGAUAACCGAAUAAACGUU